Brassicogethes aeneus is the source of this 3678-nucleotide messenger RNA. Lineage: Eukaryota; Metazoa; Arthropoda; Insecta; Coleoptera; Nitidulidae. The record is from the annotation of a GenBank genome assembly.
UUCGUUCAUGUAGUGGAGAAAAACAUGUAAUUUAUUAAUUUGGAUUAAUUAGGAAGUUAAAAUGGCCUUUUGAAUACCCAAAACCUGUGAAUAUGCAUAAAAAUCUAUUAUAAUUUUGAAUUUGGAUGGAAUUAAAUUAAGCGAAAUGGGUGUUAAUGAUUUACAAACUUUUUUGGAGAGUUCCAGCCUUGACAGGGGAGCAGUUUCAGUGGAUCUCCUGAAAAUCGCCAGAAAUGUUACGCAAAGACAACAACCACAUAACACUAACCGUAAAAUCAGGCCUAUUGGCAACAAACUUAAACUUAUUGUUGAUGCUGAAAAUUGUUUAGAUCGUCUAUAUGGAGGAUACUUUUCUGAUUGGGCUUGUGGUGGUCAAUGGAACCGCAUGGUGCAAUUCCUCUCUUUACUCACCCGUGCCAUAGAAAGAGGUAACAUAGAGUUGGCUGUUGUUUUUAAUGGUACCAUUGAGCAAUGCCGAAUGGAAGAGUGGGUGGCCGAACAGGCCAACAUCAGGCAAAAAGUUGGCAUGGUUUUGAAGCAUAUUAACACCAAAGCCACUCCUCCACCUAAAAUAUGGUGGACGGCUCCAACAUGUCUCAGGUCAGCUUUGAGAAUGGCUUUAAGGCAUUUAGGAGUUACUGUGAUGUGCACUAUGGACGACCACCACCAGGAAGUGAUCGCCUACUGCCGAGAGUACGGUUUUCACGGUCUUUUGGCCGACGAUGCUGAGUACGCGGCCUUCGACCCGCCCCGAUAUUUUUCCUCGGAAAAUCUCAAGCUCACCUACAAGGGAUCCAUCGAAACCAAAGAGUACAUGAUCAGCGAGCUGACCAAAUCCCUCAAGAUCAAUCAGGAACAAGUGUGCGUCAUGUCCGCCCUGUUGGGCAACUUUUUGCUGCCCGAAACCGAACUGCAAGACCUGUACAAGAAGCUUAACGUUGCAGUCGCCACUCCAGAAAAUGGUCCAGAGGGUAGCAUAAAAUCUCUGGCUGAGUUUGUGCGCACUUUGCCUCCGCCCAGCGACAUGGACGCGCUAGUGUCGGCCGUUUUCGACACUUUAAGCGACAAACGCGCCUCGAAAUUCCGACAAUCGGUUCAGUACUAUCUGAACGGCACUGCCAGCGGGUUCCUCAAGUACUGCGCGCCCGCGGUCAACCCGAAAGACAAAAACAAAACGACAAAAGUGGCGGCGGCGGCGGAACAAACCGAAAAAGUCGCGUCGCCCGUCGCAAACAAUUGCAACAACACGAGUAUAAAGGCUGACGAUCACGAUCUCGACACUUCCGGGUUCGCUUCGGAAACUACAGAACAAGAGCAAGAAAGUCUUCAGAACUACAAAAACGUAACGGCUAUUUCAGUAUUAUCCGAUUUUGAUGGGCUCGAGGGAAACUCCCUAAAAAAUUCACACAACGGGGAUUCUUCUAAUUUUUCAUCUGAAACGUCUCGAUUUAACGGAGUCUCGAAUGGUUCCCUAUCGGUACCUCAGAGUACCGCGGGCAGCUCUAAAAACCAAAUUAGCUCGAAUAGUUCCGAUAGUAGUUCGCAAUCUUCUCCGAAAGCAGCACUUUCUUCAUCACGUUCCAACGCGAGUUCGAACCUCGUCACGCCGUCCGUGUCGCCGGACGUCUUGCGGACGGCGUCCCUGCGUCACCAGAAGGGCCUGAUGGCGCCCAUGAUCCUGCACGUUCUGAGCAUCCAGGAGGUGCGCCUUCCCUGUCUCAUGGAGGACGAGGCGAACCGCGAGCUGCCGCCCAUACACGAGGUCUAUCAAAUGCUGCGGCAGCACGUCUACGCCGUUUUGUUCAACUUGCACCAUCUGCGAUACGUGCACAGCAAGAAAAAAGAAAACAAUGAUCUACCGGAAAACUGCCCGCAACCCGACAUCAUAGUGAAAGAGUGGGUGUACACGCGCGCCAACCCGUUCCAAAAACCCGUCGAAAUAAAGGCGGAGCCCCUGCCGUGGGCGGUGCCCACCCUGCAACGCCUCUGGUUCGGGCCGUCGGUCGACGACAAACGUCGCAGGAUGCGCGCCCUGCUGUCCUGCCUGAAUUCCGACACGCCGUUGAUCCUGAACACGGACCACGUGCCUCACCACAUGCUCAUGAUGGCCUGCGUCCUGAGGUACGUCAUGUCGCAGGAUCGAGCUAUUCUGAGAAGAAACGAACUGGACGCCUUCCUGUGUCACGCCUUCAACCCCAACCUGAUGAACCCCCAGUAUCUGCAAGAGUUGACGCUGACCAUGGUGACGAGCAGAGGCGUGCAGUUGGCAGCCCUGUUCAUGGAAGGCGUCGACAUGGCCCUCCUGGCCAACGACGCUUGCGGCGCGCCGCUGCCCUGGCUGAUGUGCUGCCCCUGGCUCUACUUCGACGGCAAGCUCUUCCACUACACCCUGAACAGGUCCACGCAGGCGAAAAACAUUCUGGAGCUGUGCGAGAACUACAUCGACCGAGUCGUGAAGGUCGAGCGCAUGCGCAAGGCCAUUCUCGAGGGUUUGGAGGUUAAGUUUGCCAAGGUUCCCAUGGCUGCGUUCCCUGGAGGAAUGCUAAGGCAAGGCUUGCCGCCCCCGCACUGCCUGCCAUCCGUGCCGUUACCGUCGAGCAGAGGCGCCGCCGCCCUGCGCCAGCGCCCCAUCCCCGCCCGCGGCGGCCAACUUCAGGUGGCGGGCGUGGUGGUGGGCUCGUGGGGCGCGAACUACGGCUACCGCCAGCAGCAGCAGCAGCAUCAACACCACCCCCACCACCACCAUCCGCACCAAGGCAUGGUGCCGGCCGGCUACAAUCCCACCGUGGGGAGAGGCGGCAGAGGUGCGCCCCAGGCGGGCGGCGCCUUCGGUCGCUACGAUAACGGCGGCGGACGAGGCGGCAGAGGAGGGGGAAGGGGGAAACCUGGCGGCGGCGGACCGCCCACCUUCAACGUGGCCAACAGGAAGAAUACGGCAAACAAAAAACGUAACACUAACAAAUCUAACAAGACGAACCAACGUGGAUUUGCUUUAACCGUUAAAACUGACAAUGGUGACGUCCCGGUUUCGGAGGUGGUACUGAGGGAGGACGGCACGUUUGUGGGAGCAAAGACUGAGUCCGAAACCGCCAAAACCGCCGAGCAACACAAGGGGCAGGGCGACGCCCCCAACGGCGUCGAAGCGGCCACAAAUUAAACUAAAAAAAAAAAAAAUCCACGAAAAGAACGAUAUUUUAGUGUCGUGCGUCCACCAAUCCCUUACGCGAAACGAUUUUUUUCCACUGAGACUUUUGUCGAGUGACCGUGACGUGCGGCUAAAUCGGCGCCACCGUUUUUAUUUGAUUUUUUCGUCGGUUUCGCCGCACGAAAAUGUUGACCGUGCCGGUUGCAUUUAGAGUUAGAAAAAAAACAGUGAUCUGAACUAUUGCUAUUGAAAUAGAGGUGAGAGAGAGUAAGUGAGAAAUGUUGUGUUCGAGAAAAGCAUAUAAGUAUAUUUUUCUAUGUUUGUUACUACUGUUAUAUUAUAUUGACUGAGAUGGCACUCAAAGUGUGCACCUGUGAUCCCUAUUUAUGGUAUUUAUAUACAUACGUUAGAUCUGUUGAUUAAUAAGAUACGAUGAAAGAUGAGAGGUGAAUAAAGUCGGAACGAGGCAGAUUUUUGUAUGUUGUGCUUUUGCGCGCGCGAAAAUCGCCCCAAGAGCCUUUUGUUUAUCCUCC